ACUUGAACUUUUGUGCAUAUAUGAAACUGUCAACCUUCCGAUGGGUUUGUUUACAAGUUUAUAAAUAUAAAAAGGUAAAGAAUACCAAAUUCAUUUUUAUGGAAAACUGUACAUUAAAUAAUAUUCAUAAUCUUAAAGGCCCCUCAACCGCUAUAAAUUGAAGGCACCCAUCUGAGAUUGACAGAAGGAAGCAAUUCAGAAAUAGCUAGCAACUUACUUAGCUCAAUAAUGAACACCACCAUGGAUUCAAAGAAAUCUAACAAGAUCAGAGACAUUGUCAGGCUUCAACAGAUUCUCAAGAAGUGGAGAAAGAUUGCUAACUCCUCCUCCUCAUCAUCAAAAGCAAUCUCCACCAGCAACCACAACAUGAGCAGCAGCAGCAGCAAGAGCAUCAAGUUUCUGAAGAGGACACUUUCUCUGUCGGACAAAACCACCUCUUCCUCAUUUGAGGCCUCAAGCAAUGCUGCUGUCCCCAAAGGCUACCUUGCUGUUUGUGUUGGGGAGGAGCUCAGGAGAUUUGUCAUCCCAACUGACUACUUGGGCCGUCCUGCUUUUCACAUUCUGCUGAGAGAAGCUGAGGAGGAAUUUGGGUUUCACCAGACUGGGGUUCUGAGGAUUCCAUGUGAGGUUUCUGUGUUUGAAGAUAUUUUGAAGAUGGUGGAGGAAGACAGGGACACAUUGCUCUUCAAUCUGCAAGAAUGCAGGUUUAACAAAGAUGAUAUGAUGGGGUGCUGCUCAUCAUCAGAAGGCCAGCUUAACUUUUCUCACCACCCAGAAAGCCCAAUGUGCAGAUAGUUUUAUUUAUUUUUCAUAAUUUUCACUCCUGUAGAUCUCUCCUUAGCUGAGACUGAGAGGGAGAAGAACUUUCAAGUUGAGUGUGUAAAUUAUCUUCUGAUGCAUUUUGUCAGGCAUCCAAUCCAACAUCUUAUUUUCUGAGGCAUCUAAAUCCAACAUCUUAUUUUCUGAGGCAUCUAAAUCCAACAUUUUGAUAACAGAACUGCAUAUACUGACAAGCCUAGAUGCAAACCAACAAUCUUAUUCAUGAGGCAAAUGCUGAUUUUGUAGGAUCAAAGCAAAAUGAGUUUUUUUAGGCAUCCAAUCCAAAGGGUUCAUAGUCAAUAAUCAAAGAUUUUGAUAUCAGAAUUGCAUAUACUGAUAAUGCAGUAAACAACUAAACCAGUUUCAUUGGUGAGUCAAGUGAUGAUGACUCGUUACUCAUCCGACAUAUAAAGUCUUCACAUGUCUGCAGAGCCAGUUGCAACCAAAUAAUAAAGUCUUCAUAACAUUGCACCAAUCAACAUUUGCAAAACUUCAAACCACAAACCAUAUUCCAGAAGUUCUCAACUAAACCACAUGAAAUAAUAAUUCAAAAGCUGGCCAAGGUUUGCAAGACAUAAUUCAUCCAUUGGACCUGAAAAGGUAACCAAUGGAAAACCAACAAUUUAAAAAUAUGAGAUUACUUCAUUCAAAAGAAAAAGUAGCCUUGGUCAACAUUUCUCCUGAUGGCACCCCCAAUAAAAAAGUUUAACCAUAUCUGUCAGGACAGGUUCAUGAGAGCUUUGAACAUAAGACAGCUAGCUGUUGUAAUCAGUACAAGUGAGUACCAUUAACACCUCUAAUGUUGUCCUAUUCUGAGAGCCUAUAGAUUUUCAAAACCUUCAUUCCAUGAAACUUUGUUGUCAGCAAACCACUCGUCUGAGUCUGCCACCUCAUAAACUAAGGCAUAUUGUAUAUACAAUCUGCAAAUAUCGGUAUCCUAUGUCUUUGAUGCAGAAAGUCAGAGACAAAUGUCUAGUUUAAAGACUUUAUGAUGCAGAAAACAAUAUAAUAUUGCAGCCAUUAGCACUUACAUCAAGUAAACACCGAAAAUCACAUUGGCAGAUUUUCACAGUUUCUCUUUGUUCAUUCACAUGCAACUUUCUUGUUUCAAACUUCAGGAAGCAAAACCAUGUGUCAAUCUUGAGUGACUAUUACUAAUCAACCAUAUGAAUUGUAAAAAAAUAAAGCAAUUUGAAGUUUAAAAAAUCCACAGUAAGAUCCAGUAAAAAAGGCAGAUCAUCACAUGAUGUCUGUAAUGAGUAUGACCCUUUGGUCCAAUUUGCAAGUAGCAAAAGCCUAAAAUAUUCACGUGAAAUACGGCUUCAGUUUCACAAUUCUUGGCAAUAGAGGUCUAGUUUCAUGAAAACCUGGUGCUAGAGUUGUAACUCUUAAUCAAUCUUGGCAAUAGGUCUAGUUUCCUGAAAACCUGGUGCUAGAGUUGUAACUCUUAAUCAAUCUCUUACAAAACGAUUAUAAAUCUAAACGCUAGGAUUCCUUACAAAGUUCCAAACAAGUAUGGAGAUAUAUAGAAAAGUCAAAGAGAAACCUUAUGAAAUACAACGAACACCCAUUUGACAUCUGU
This is a messenger RNA of Prunus avium (sweet cherry), 2401 nucleotides long. RefSeq lists its product as uncharacterized. Lineage: Eukaryota; Viridiplantae; Streptophyta; Magnoliopsida; Rosales; Rosaceae. The record is from RefSeq and is a predicted model, not a curated record. Gene Ontology annotation, biological process: response to auxin.